Molecule: messenger RNA, 348 nt
Organism: Colletotrichum karsti
Lineage: Eukaryota; Fungi; Ascomycota; Sordariomycetes; Glomerellales; Glomerellaceae
Exons: 1
Coding region: 1-348 (115 amino acids)
Source: RefSeq, a predicted model, not a curated record
AUGAGACCCGCUCCCAUUCUCAUCUUCCUCGCCUCCCUCGCCGGCGCCGCCAUGGCCGACACGAAGUGGGGAGGCCCUGCCCCCAAAGACGACAGAAUGAGCCUCGACCCCCUUCCCGAGUGCUGGCAGGAGUGCUUCAACGAGGGUAACAAACUCAGCAAGCCCUGGGACGUCAACACGAUAUCGAAGCGGGACUUCUGCGAAGACAAGUACUUCGCGGUCUCCUACUGGCGGGGCUACACCUUGAACCCCUGCACCGCCAAAAAGUGUCCCAACAAGGAGGUCCACAACACGGCUAGGAAAUGGUACAGGGAGAUGUGCGAGCCUUACCUCGGCGAUGACCUCUAA